CAGAAUUUUUUAGCUUCCAUCCACUUGAUUCGGACAGUUCCGCCAUCGGGGACCGCCAACCUUACGGUUCGUAUCCCCAAAAAGCCCUUCACUUGCCAUUCAAUUUACGUUUUCUACCUCAAAUGCCUACAUAAUCAUCUCUUACCGGUGGACUCUGUUUUGCAUUCUCUAUCCCUCUCUAUACGAAUAAGUGACCGGGAAAUGGUGGAACCUGUGACUCUCGACGGCGAUCACGGAGGCUCCGAAGAGGAACUUCUGUUUCCGGAGACAAGCACUGGUGAUCGGUCGUGGCGUUUGAACUUUGAAGGCUUUCAGUUAUCAACCGAGCACAAAGAGAAGCCUCCUCGUGGCCUUCAUGACUGUCUUGGGGUGUUCGGUCAAGAAGACAACGUGGCCGAGUAUUAUCAGCAGCAAGUAGAAAUGCUGGAGGGUUUCAGUGAAAUGGAUGCCUUAUCGGAGCGUGGUUUUAUACCUGGAAUGUCCAAGGAAGAGGAAGAAAAGUUGGCUAGAAGUGAGACAACUGCCAUCAGAUUAUCUAAUAUAGCAAACAUGGUUCUUUUUGCUGCCAAAGUUUAUGCAUCCAUCAGGAGUGGUUCAUUAGCCAUCAUUGCCUCCACAUUGGACUCACUUCUUGAUCUUCUGUCAGGCUUUAUCCUGUGGUUCACGGCAUUCUCCAUGCAAACACCAAACCCGUACCAUUAUCCUAUUGGAAAGAAACGUAUGCAGCCUUUGGGAAUCCUUGUUUUUGCCUCCGUAAUGGCUACUCUGGGACUGCAGAUAAUUUUGGAAUCUCUGCGCACACUAGUAUCUGCUGAUGACGAUUUCAACUUGACCAAGGAGCAAGAGCAGUGGGUUGUUGGUAUUAUGCUCUCUGUGACAAUGGUAAAACUUUUGCUGGUUUUGUAUUGCCGUGCUUUCACCAAUGAAAUAGUCAAAGCUUAUGCCCAGGAUCAUUUUUUUGAUGUUAUCACCAACAUCAUUGGACUGAUUGCGGUACUACUUGCCAAGUAUAUCACUGAGUGGAUGGAUCCUGUUGGAGCUAUCAUUCUGGCCUUAUACACCAUCCGCACGUGGUCAUUAACCGUGUUGGAGAAUGUGAACUCCCUUGUUGGAAGAUCAGCAGCACCAGAGUAUUUACAGAAGCUCACAUACCUGUGUUGGAACCACCACAAGGCCAUAAGGCACAUAGACACUGUCCGAGCUUACACCUUUGGUUCUCACUACUUUGUUGAGGUUGAUAUUGUCCUGCCAGCUGAUAUGCCCUUGCAAGAGGCUCACAACAUUGGAGAGUCCUUGCAGGAGAAGCUUGAGCUCCUCCCAGAAAUCGAGCGUGCUUUCGUUCAUCUUGAUUACGAGUAUUCUCAUAAACCUGAGCAUGCACAGGCACAUCUUUAGUCA
Molecule: messenger RNA, 1398 nt
Organism: Ilex paraguariensis (yerba mate)
Lineage: Eukaryota; Viridiplantae; Streptophyta; Magnoliopsida; Aquifoliales; Aquifoliaceae
Source: the annotation of a GenBank genome assembly